Molecule: messenger RNA, 1281 nt
Organism: Perca fluviatilis (European perch)
Lineage: Eukaryota; Metazoa; Chordata; Actinopteri; Perciformes; Percidae
Product: dual specificity phosphatase 29-like
Exons: 4
Coding region: 476-1078 (200 amino acids)
Biological process (GO): protein dephosphorylation; negative regulation of MAPK cascade
Cellular component (GO): cytoplasm
Molecular function (GO): MAP kinase phosphatase activity; protein tyrosine/serine/threonine phosphatase activity
Source: RefSeq, a predicted model, not a curated record
GGAGGAGAAAAAAAAAAAGGCAUUUUUAUUUGCCCUCCAUAUUAACCGUGGGCACUUUCCCAUACAUAGUGUCUUUAAUUACACAGAAGUAGAGCAGGAAGGACAGGUUAGCCUAAGGGGGGAGGCUAUGAAAGCAGCGCUGCAGCUCAACAUGUGCACCAGGGAAAUCAGUUCUCUACCCCGACUGUGGGAGGAAGGGAAGGGUUGUACUUAUAGAUCAAUGAGGAGAAAGAAGAGCUUCCAGGUAUACCGGGCACAUGUUGUACUUGUGCAAAGACACAAUUUUACUCUGCCUUCAAGACUCACACACGCACUCAUAUGCAUGGAGUAUAUGCUGGGUCAGAUGCAGCUUUUCUUGCAUACAACGACACACAUUCAUGCCCAUGCAGACAGAGCCAUCAUGAUGUUUGAGUGCACCUCCUAUGUCCUGGCAGCUUAACAAAAGGUUGUAAAAGCAGAAGUGGAGCAUCCAGACAUGCCCAGAGGCCUCAGCUGCUUGGCGAGCCCUGAGGGGGCAGACAGCAGGUAUGAGACCCCCCCGGCUUCAGAGCUUCAGAGGCUAAUGUGGACAAAGAAAGGGACCAGCAGCCAUCUGGAUAUGGUUCAGCCCAGGAUCUACAUUGGAGACAUGUAUGCAGCCAAAGACAAGAGGACACUCCAGGCUCACCACAUCACCCAUGUACUUAACGCUGCUGAUGGGAAGUUCAACGUGAACACGGGCCCCAGCUACUACCGUGACACCAAAAUCACUUAUCAUGGAGUGGAAGCUUUUGACAUGCCAACCUUUAACUUGAGUCCCUUCUUUUACCCAGCAGCCAAUUUUAUCAAGAACGCUUUGAGCUCGCCCACAGGUAAAGUGUUUGUCCACUGUGCGAUGGGUCUCAGCCGCUCGUCCACCUUGGUUCUGGCCUACUUGAUGAUCUACGAGAACAUGACACUGGUGGACGCCAUCAAAGCUGUAAGCGCCAACAGGAACAUCUCACCUAACAAUGGUUUCCUGGAGCAGCUCAGAGAGCUGGACAUGAAGCUGCACUGCCAGGGAUCAUCCAGGAGCUGGAGUGCCAACGGGCAGACUUGAGAUAAAAUCCAUCAGUCGAUAAAUUUGGAUUAUACUGUUGAGUUUGUAGUAGAUAUUCCAGCGAAGAUAUGAAUGUAAAAACAUGCUCUUAUUGCCUUUUCUUUGUAGACAAAUUUAAUUUUUUUUGUGAAGAAAUGAAAGUGACUUAAAUCACGUUAAAGGCUUUUUAUUGUAAUAAACUACGAUUUAAAGAUCAAAACCAA